ACGCGGCGCGUCAUCACGACCGGUCCUCAGUCUUCCCUCGUUUGCUCCUCGGCACGCCACGUUCCUCGCGUUCUCGGUUCAUGUUCUCGUGUCACGAUGGCGGCGAAAAGCACGAUGCUAGACUCAGACUGUAUGACCCUUACGAGAUUCGUGUUGGCGGAGCAGCGUAAAGUACCGACCGCGACCGGCGACCUCAGCCAGCUGCUCAACAGCAUACAAACCGCCGUGAAGGCCGUCAGCUCGGCCGUGAGGAAGGCCGGCAUUGCCAACAUGUACGGUAUCGCCGGCAAUACCAACGUCCAAGGCGAGGAAGUCAAGAAGCUGGACGUUCUGAGCAACGAGCUCUUCAUCAACAUGCUGACGUCCUCUUUCACCACGUGUGUCCUCGUGAGCGAGGAGAACCAGCACGCCAUCGAGGUGGAGACGGAGAAACGCGGCAAGUACAUCGUGUGCUUCGACCCGCUCGAUGGCUCGUCCAACAUCGACUGCCUCGUUUCGGUGGGCUCGAUAUUCGGAAUUUACAAAAAAGCCGAACAAUCCGGGGAAUCCGGCACGGUCCAAGCAGCCCUUCAACCGGGACGCAACCUGGUCGCAGCGGGAUACGCUCUUUACGGCUCGGCGACCAUGAUAGUGCUCUCCAUCGGUCACGGUGUUAACGGAUUCACGUACGAUCCGGCCAUCGGGGAAUUUAUACUGACCGAGAGGAACAUGCGUCUGCCUGCCAGGGGCGAUAUAUAUAGUAUUAACGAAGGCCACGAGGGUGCCUGGGACCCCUGUAUUAAGGAAUAUAUACGCACGAAGAAAUAUCCCGUGAGCGGAAAGCCAUAUAGCGCCAGAUACGUGGGCUCCAUGGUCGCCGACGUGCACCGGACGAUUAAAUAUGGCGGUAUCUUCUUGUAUCCCGCAACCAAGAGCAAUCCCAAUGGCAAGCUGCGACUACUGUACGAGUGCAUACCGAUGGCGUUUAUAAUCAAGAAAGCCGGUGGUCUCGCGACAAACGGCAAAAUUGAUAUUCUGGACAUCGUGCCGGAGAGCAUUCAUCAGAGAUCGCCCAUUUUCUUGGGCUCUAAGGACGACGUUGACGACGUGAUGGCGUGUAUAAAAAAUCACGUCCGACAGUGAAGCAAUCUCGUGGAGCGGGCGAUCUCCAAACGAUUAUAUCUGUUUUGAUACCUCAAAUUAUUGUCUCAAAUUGUUGCCUCAAAUUGUUGCUCAAUUUCCCAAUAAAUAAAUCAAGUGUUUUCUUUUUUA
Odontomachus brunneus is the source of this 1251-nucleotide messenger RNA. It is a transcript of the gene fbp, whose product is annotated as fructose-1,6-bisphosphatase 1. Gene Ontology annotation, cellular component: cytoplasm; cytosol. NCBI's taxonomy places the organism in Eukaryota, Metazoa, Arthropoda, Insecta, Hymenoptera, Formicidae. Bases 97 to 1122 code for a protein of 341 amino acids. Gene Ontology annotation, biological process: fructose metabolic process; fructose 6-phosphate metabolic process; fructose 1,6-bisphosphate metabolic process. The transcript is spliced from 4 exons. The record is from RefSeq and is a predicted model, not a curated record. Gene Ontology annotation, molecular function: fructose 1,6-bisphosphate 1-phosphatase activity.